Molecule: messenger RNA, 1602 nt
Organism: Ochotona curzoniae (black-lipped pika)
Lineage: Eukaryota; Metazoa; Chordata; Mammalia; Lagomorpha; Ochotonidae
Gene: TOP6BL
Product: chromosome unknown C11orf80 homolog
Exons: 14
Coding region: 1-1602 (533 amino acids)
Biological process (GO): reciprocal meiotic recombination; meiotic DNA double-strand break formation
Source: RefSeq, a predicted model, not a curated record
AUGGCAACCGCGGCCCCUCUCGGCUCUGCCCGUGCGGUUCCCCGGCCUGGGUCGUUGACCUUCCCCGAGGCGGUACGCGUCGGCCGCCGGCGCUCCAUCCCUGUCCUUGCCCCGCGGACACCCUUCUUCCGGACCGGGUUCUCCUGGCUUCGGCCGCCGGCCCCGCGGCGUACAGUGGAGGCGCAGGCGGCCCUGCGCAGGCUGGCUGUGAAGCAGCAGACGUGGACUGCGGAGGAGAGCAGCUGCCCCCCGGACGGCGCAGGAGCAGCACCCUUCCGGAUGAGUGUCCAGGUUGAUGAAAAGCCCAGAAUACUGACAAGAGAUUGUCUAAUUAUAAAGCAUUUUUUACACAGAAUCAUCUUGGUGCAUCCUAAGAUAAGAUUUAACUUCCGGCUCGAGGUGAAUGGGGUCCUGUCAACGAAUGUCUUCAGGAUAGAGGAUGAACCUGCUCUGAGCUUGUCCGACACAACUGUGCUUGUCGUCAGCCAUCAGCAUUAUGUGAGUUCAGAAUUUGGUACAGUGGAAUCACACUGCGGCAGAAUCCACCCUGUGCUGGCACAACCUGUGACUCUUCUCAUUCCCGAUGACGUGGCUGGCACGGACUUGCUGGGAGAGCUGGUGCUCACCACAGCUGCUGCUCUGUGCCCCGGCCCGGGGCUCCUUGCCAACCAGCCUGGCAGAAUGUCUUCGCUCUACAUAUUUCUAUAUGGACCUUUAGGUCUUCCUCUGAUGUUGUCAGCGUGGGAGGAACCAAUCACCGCAGUCUUCAAAGAUACCUCUUAUUUCAUCGACUGGAAGAAAUAUAAUUUGUGUGUGACACCCAAUUUGGAUCUUGACUUGGACAGAGAUUCGCUGCUUCCAGAUGUGAGUUACCGGGUGGUGUCCCGUCAAGGGGAGCAGUCUCAAGGACAGACCCUGCUGCUUUUCCUCUUUGUGGAUUUCCACAGUGGAUUUCCAGUCCAGCCAAUAGAGAGCUGGGGGGUCCACACUCUGCUCACAGCGCAUCUUGGUGCCGUCCUCAGAGAGAGCUGCCACAGGGUGCGAGAGUCGGUCCAGUUCAUCGUGGACCAAGUCCUGCAGCAGCAGCAGCAGGCAGCCAAGUCCCAGCAGAGGCUGCAGGCCUCCCUGUCUGUGGCUGUGAAUUCCAUCCUCACCGUUGUGACUGGGAGCACCAGCAGCAGCUUCCGGGAGACGUGUCUCCAGGCCCUUCAGGCAUCUGACACACGGGAGUUGGGGACCAAACUGCACAAAGCAUUUCGUGAGAUCACCCAGCAGCGACUGCAUCACCGUUGUUCCUGUGACAGGAAGCAGCAGCUGACCCCAGAAGAGGCAUCAGCCCAGGACACCGAGGCUGCCCGUGAGCAUGUCAGCGCUGACCACACUGAGGCGGCCGGCGCGCCCUCCGCAAGCAAGAGGCGCAAGGAGGACGAGAGGCCAGCCCCCCGGCCAGCCCGGGCCCCGAGCCCGCCCGCGGCCCCCGGCGUGUGGGGCGGCCUGGAGGACGCGCUGUGGCUGCAGGAGGUCUCCAACCUGUCCGAGUGGCUGCGCCCCGGCCCGGCGCCCCGCGCGGCCGCCUCCCCGCCCGCCCGCGGCCCCCAAUAA